Messenger RNA from Culicoides brevitarsis, 1169 nucleotides. RefSeq lists its product as uncharacterized. The record is from RefSeq and is a predicted model, not a curated record. Lineage: Eukaryota; Metazoa; Arthropoda; Insecta; Diptera; Ceratopogonidae. The coding region runs from base 46 to 1158 and encodes 370 amino acids. The transcript has 4 exons.
AAAUAGUCGAUUUCGCUCCAAAAUUCCUAAAAACUCUCCGUAAAAAUGCCCGAUUAUUCGAAUGAGGAUUUAGUGAAGCUCAUUCAUCGAGUCAUCAACAAAGUCAACACGCUCGAGGACAAAAUCGACCAGGUCCUGAUAGAACUGAAGAACAACCAACAAACAAAACAAGCAGUCCGGUUCAUCCACAGAGGCGAAGAAGGAUUCGAAGAUUUGGACUUUGAUUUCAAAUUUACUCCAAUCGGCAGCGAAGAAGAACUCGCCGAAGUCACACAAACCAUCGAAAAUGACCCGCAAUACCGGAAAAAGCUUCUGGCUUACAUUUCAUCAAAGGGAAAUUUCACCAUAGAACAUCUCUUUACGGACGUCUUUUUGUUCGAUUACAACUUGAGCGGCGCCAAUGGCAAGAGAAAAUUGGAAGGAAUCGUCCCGUUCGAGCAAAUUUACAUGUACCUAAAAAUGAAAGAAUCCCUCACAGAAGACGAGAUCAAGCGAGAACUUGUGGAAAAAUUGACCAAAAUCAAGAAUCGCGUUUACAAGAGACGUUCCCUUCAACAAAAACGGACCGCUACUCCGGCACAAGAAACGCAUUUCGAGGAGCAACGAGUUGCGCCACGGUACAAAAUCGAGGAACAAAUUGUCGUUGAAGAUCCCAUCGAGGAAGUUCAAGAGGAAGAAGAGGAUUUAUCGCAUGAAACAUACACCGAACCUGGCCAAAUAUUUAUCGAAGAGACGAUCGAGCAUGAGAUGCCGUAUCACGAAUACGACGAGGAAUACGCUUUCAGUCCCAUCAACUCUGACGCCGAUCUCGAAGCAGUAACGCAGAAAAUUCGAAAUAAUCCGCAAUAUUUGAAGCAAUUGCGCCUUCAUUUGGUCAACGAAUCAGACAACGGACAAAUUACUUUGGAACAACUUUUCACAGUGGAAUAUUUGCAGGACUUUAAUCUCUAUGGCAGGCAAGAUAAUCGGAAAUUAGCGGAUCUCGUUCCAUACAAAGCUCUGUAUUUUUAUUUGAAGAAACACACGGGACUUGACUUGAAACAAAUUGAACUGGAUGCCUCGAAUGAGCUGAAAAGACUGAAAAAUCGCAUGGCUGCUCGUCGAAAAGUUCAACGGAAACGCGGAGAAUUGCCGCCGGUAACAAAAAAAGAGAAAUAAUAAAGAUUUAA